Molecule: messenger RNA, 4232 nt
Organism: Nerophis lumbriciformis (worm pipefish)
Lineage: Eukaryota; Metazoa; Chordata; Actinopteri; Syngnathiformes; Syngnathidae
Gene: dnajc14
Product: DnaJ (Hsp40) homolog, subfamily C, member 14
Molecular function (GO): dopamine receptor binding
Source: RefSeq, a predicted model, not a curated record
CACUGCACUCGGCAAAAGUCCGACAAAAAGAAGCCGAACGAGAGCGAAGAAGGAAGUGAAAACAUGAACAGGAGAAGAAGAGAGGACCAUAAAAACAACACGGACACCUGGCAGUUCCCAAACAAGGUUACACAAUUACCUGAGAGAUCUCGUCCUUCUGCAUGAUGAGACGUGUUUAAAAAGCCUGACUCAGCUGCUGAUAUGGUGGACCUUAGACAAACUCUCAGAAGCCCCCAGUCUCACAUUCGAGUGGGAGUCUGGGGACAAUAUUGCAACAGAUCAUGGCUUUAGGAGAUCCUCUCCCACGGAAAUCUAUUUGGACUGCUCCGAAAUAAGAGAUCGGAAGAUGGAGAGAGUGGCGGCUCAGAGGGAGAUGGACGCCCUUUCAGAUUCAGACGAGGAGCUGUCUGAUGGUGAGUCGAUGAACAGGUCUGGUUGCUGGGAGGCGAAAGAGACGGAAGACGGCAGCGAGUGCAAAACCAACGCUCAGGACAUCCCGGCCACGCCGCACUACUCUGGAAUCGGUGACGUGGAGUGCUGUGGCUCCACAGAGGGCAGAACUAACACCGGGGACUUUUCAGAUGGAAAGGAACACCAAGGCGCUGAUAGCCAGGAGAACUCCCAGGUCAUAAACCAAGAGGAGGACGAAUCCGCGAAGGAGCAGCACAUGAACGGCGAGUCGGGCUGGAGGAACUUGGGAGCGGGGAAGAAAUGCAAACCCAGGAGCGGCGGAUCGAUUUCAGAGCAGAGCAACCAAAGUGCUUUUACGGCCACCUCCUUCCAAAAAGGCAACUUUGUGCCGAGCGGCGGCAGGCACAAGCAGACCCGCAGGCGCAACCACCACCAUCAGCUGAACCGAGGACGCAGACGCACGGGCAGACAGCUGGUCUUCGCCUUGAAGGAGGUGUUGUCGGAGUCGGUCAGCGUGUGGUGCAUCUCCUGUGUCCACAUGAUGAUCGAGAUUAUCGUCACAUUGACUCAUCAUUGUGGCGUGGGCGUGGAGGCCGGUGGCUUGGCGCUCUACAGCUUGGGACAGCGGCUCUUUGUGAAGAUCACGGACAUCCCGGGAAUGAAGGACGAUGCCGGUCGAACUUUGAAAUGGACAAAAUGCACGGUCGCGCAGGUGGUGGACAGAGCCGUUCGGUUACUGAAGUGGACUAAACAAGCCGCCACGUCUACACUCAGACUUUUCUGUGCUUUGGUCAUGCUCGGGUCCCAGCGGGCCAAAAGGGUCUUGGUCCGGGUCGGUGGAGAGAGAGGGAAACGGUAUUGGACAGCUUUUCAGGAUUCACGCCUGUGGAAGAGGGUGCUGCUCUUGGUGGAGAGAGUAGGAAACCUUUUCAAGAGACGUGGCCACGCGCAGGCAUCCGACUUUGAGUCACCGGGGAGAGCAGGGAGAGGCCCGCCGGGACAGGAGCUGGAGAGACUGCUCGCCCUGGCCGAGGUCCCGGAGGAAGAGCUCGAUCCCUUCACAGUUUUGGGCGUGGAGGUCCACGCCAGCGAGGCCGAGCUGAAGAAGGCUUACAGACAGCUGGCUGUCCAGGUCCAUCCAGACAAGAACAAACACCCACGAGCCGGAGAGGCGUUCAAAGUACUGCGGGCUGCCUGGGAUAUUGUCAGUAACCCAGAAACACGAAGAGAGUAUGAGUUGAAGCGCAUGGCAGCGACUGAGCUCUCCAAGUCCAUGAACGAGUUCCUCACCAAACUGCAGGACGACCUGAAGGACGCCAUGAACACCAUGAUGUGUACCAAGUGUGAAGGGAAGCACAAGCGCUUUGAGAUGGACCGCGAACCCGCCGAGGCCCGCUUCUGCGCCGAAUGUAGUCGCCGCCAUAGUGCUGAGGAGGGGGACCUGUGGGCGGAGUCUAGCAUGUUGGGACUACGUAUCACGUACUUUGCCUGCAUCGAUGGCAAAGUCUUUGACAUUACAGAGUGGGCGGGUUGCCAAAGGAUCGUCAUCUCUCCAGACACACACCGCGUGCCCUACCACAUCUCCUUCGGGGCCAAGAACAACAGCAGUGCCACCAGAUCCAGGAGCCACGCCGAGCACGGCCCCGGCCCCGUCCCCGGUCCAGCCAACCCGGCAGAUCUGCAGGACUUCUUCAAGCGCAUCUUCAAGGGAGGACCCCCCAGUGACAUGCCUGCCAACGGGGCUUUCUUCCCCUCGGGUCCACCCCACCACGCCCCACCCGGCGCCGGGCCGCCCCCGUUCUCCCCUCCCCCGGGCCCGACCACUUUCUUCAUGCCGGGGGCCCACCAUCGGCCCGAGUCCGGCGAGCCCUGGUCCGAGGGCGGAAAACCCCCCAGGAGGAAGAAGAAGGUGCGCAAACCCUUCCAGAGGUGAAGUCUGCUGACACCUUGAAGAAAGAUCUGUUUGGCUCUGGUCUGGCCUGUUGGCACGCUCGCGUCCCACAUGGAGGUGCUUGCUCCAAGACCUGAAGAUGUGCCGUGGACUCAGCAGAACUCAAAAGACCGGAAGAUGUGCUGUGGACUCCAUCUUAACUUUCCACUUCUUCACCGCCUGUAUGUAGCCUUGAUCUUCUUCUGCAUCCUUCUCUUCACCUAACCCGCCAUGAACCAGGAGGCCAUAAAGACCUGGGACUCGGACUACUGCGCACAUUUCAGUACAAAAUGUCCCUCAUGAUCGUGCUUGUUCUGUCCAAAGUGGCAAUUUUAGAGAUUGUUCCAAGACGUGUUUGAGGACAUCAUCCAGGAUCAACACACCAGGGGUGUCCAAACCUUUUCAUUUUCAACAAGAGGGCCCCACUCAAGUUUGGUCCUAAGGACCCAGAAGGGUGUCAGUUAUAAAAAUGUUCAAAAAUAAGCCUUUUUUUUUUUUUUUUUUUUUUUCUUUUUUUUUUUGACGUCUAUAUCUCCAGAUCAACUUCAGAUCUGUCGAUGUAACCUUUUAUUUUUUUUAUGUUUUGUGCCCUUUUUGUUCAAGAAACCCUGUUUUUUAUGGCAAAAAUCACAAACUAUGCAAUACCCACCCCCCCACCCCCACACACACACAAAAAAACAAACAUUAAAAGUGGAAUAUUUGAUGUGAAGUAAUUAGAGCCUCAAUAGGUCAAUCAUUCAUAACAUUGAUUUCAUUCAUUAUUUUUGAACAAUGACAUUAAAAAAAAUCCCAAUAAAAUUCUCAGGGAUCCAAAAAGGUCCCAUUUAUAAAGUGUUAAAAAUUAGCCAUUUUAUUUUUUUUGUUUUGUUUUAUGCAGUUUUUGUCUGAGAAAACUUACUUAACAUUGAUUGGGAUUAGGGUUAGAUGAAUUAUAUUUGAGCAAUGCGACCCCAAAAGGGACAAGCGGUAGUAAAUGGAUGGAUGGACAUAAAAUAAAUAAAAAAGUCCCAAUAAAGUUCUCAGGGAUCCAAAAAUGUCCCGCUCAUAUAGUGUUAGAAAUAAGUUGAUUUUGAUUCAUUAUUAUUUUUGAACAACGGCUCCAGCAAAUGGAUGGAUGGAUGGACGUUUAAAAAAUCCCAAUAAUAUUCUCAGGGAUCCAAAAAGGUCCCAUUCGUAAAAAUAUUAAAAAUAAGUUGUAAAUUAUUUUUUACUUUCAACAUUUAAUUGUCUCCACAGAUCUACUUUUUCUGUUGUAUGUCCUUUUUGUCAUAGAAAACUUAAUUAACAUUAAUUUUGUCAAUAUUUUUGAGCAAUGACAAUUUAAUAACAAAAAAGCUGCCAUGCAUGUUGUUGUUUUUUCUUUAACAGUCAACAUUGUACACCCGUUUGAUCUUUUAUUUCACUUUUUUAAAGUUAUUUUUCUGUAAAAGCCUUUUUAAAAUGAGCAGCUUGUGGUUAAAAAAAAGAAGACUUUGGACACCCCUGGUCGAGAUUCUUCAGGAAGUGCUCUGCAGGCCUCGUUAAUGUCGGCGUACACUGCCCUCUGUUGGUCAUUCUUGGAAGUACACCAGAAAGGAGCGCCGUUGCGCUUUGAACUCUUGUUUCGUCUUGGGACGUUUUACUUUUUAUAAUCCAUAUUUAAUUUCACACUUUUUUUGUUUGAAUCAUUUAAUUUGUGACCACCCGAGCUUAAAUUUUAAAAAAAAGUAGCAAAAGGCGGUCACUUUACCAACGUUAAAAAAAGAAAAAGAAAACAUGAAGUCAUCUUCCUGCUGCUUCAUCAAUGGUCACAAACAACUUCAGGAAAAGCAAAGUGUUUACAUCUUCCGGGUCAACAUCGCCCGUCUUUGGGACGUCUGAUUUUCUUCCCAAUUUGAGUGAAUUGAUUGGA